Molecule: messenger RNA, 567 nt
Organism: Cryptococcus amylolentus CBS 6039
Lineage: Eukaryota; Fungi; Basidiomycota; Tremellomycetes; Tremellales; Cryptococcaceae
Exons: 3
Coding region: 1-567 (188 amino acids)
Source: RefSeq, a predicted model, not a curated record
AUGACAGACGUUCCGAGGGGCCGCAUACCCCCCGCUAAUAAUGACACACCCCCCGCUAAUAAUGACGAGAGAAGAACUGAUGAUGGCUUUGAAGAGGUAGCUGCGUCGCCGACAGUUUCCGCACAAGGUACCUCAAUAGCAGCGUCCAUCGUCGUCGGCGACGAUGCUGAGGCCUACGAGUUUGUGAAUUCACCUACAUCGCACGCCAACUCCUCUAUGGGAUCAUUCCAGCCGGAGAGUCACUUGGAGCAGCCUGAAGAGGAGAACACCGUGGAGAUUGAAUACGAUUCCCCAAAGGAGCAGCCGAACAUCCGGCGAAAGAGGAAACCAACGAGCGGGAAUAGGAUACCAGACUCCUUCCACAACACUUUCAUCGACAUGCAGUCUUUUGAUCAAGCCACUCAGAUCAACCGCGAUGUCAACCCAAACACUGACACUCACAGAUCCGUAUCCAUUGGAUCAAGAGCAUAUGACAACUCUUUGAUGAUCAGUGGGGAUACCACACAGGAAGAUAUUAUCACUCUAAUGAGCGUCCACUUUGAAAGGCUAAGGAGGGGCGAGAACUAA